Messenger RNA from Thecamonas trahens ATCC 50062, 1445 nucleotides. Its product is annotated as endoplasmic reticulum-Golgi intermediate compartment protein 3. Lineage: Eukaryota; Apusomonadida; Apusomonadidae. The coding region runs from base 14 to 1288 and encodes 424 amino acids. The transcript has 2 exons. Gene Ontology annotation, cellular component: endoplasmic reticulum; membrane; COPII-coated ER to Golgi transport vesicle. The record is from RefSeq and is a predicted model, not a curated record. Gene Ontology annotation, biological process: endoplasmic reticulum to Golgi vesicle-mediated transport; retrograde vesicle-mediated transport, Golgi to endoplasmic reticulum.
CCUCUCUUCUACCAUGGUGGUCCUCCGGGCCCUCAAAGCCCUCGACGCAUACCCCAAAACCCUUCCAGACGCCAAGGCCCACUCCAAGACCGGCGGAGCACUGACGCUUGUGGUGGUGGUCCUCACACUGUGGCUGUUCUCAUCGGCGACGGUCGAGUACUUGUCUGGUACGACGGUGUACGACGCGGCGGUGGACACGGAGCGGACGGCCCAUCAGCAGGUGGUCAUCAACUUGGACAUGACCAUCGCCACCCGCUGCGAGUUCCUCUCAGCUGAUGUGGUGGACGUGACUGGUGCACACGACGGCGAUGGCAUGCACGAGCUCCAGCACCAGCCAGUCAAGUGGGCUGUCGACGUGCCGUCGGCCGACAAGGUCGAUUCGUUCUGGAAGACGCAAAAGUCGGCACUGCUCCAGCUGCACGACGUCAUCCGCCUCGCUGGCAUUCGCAUGCCGCUGGCCGGCCUGCCUGUUGCAGCAUCAGAGAAGGUUGGCGGAAAGCCGCCGUCGCUGGCUGAAAUUGUCCGCAAGUCGGCAACCGGCCAUGAGGCCGAGGGCGAGGCCCACAAGCUCCCGCUCGUGGCUAUCGACAAGAAAAGCUCCAACUCGUCGCAGCUUGUCAAGCCCGACAGCAAGCCCACACCCGAUGACAUUGCCAACCUGCGGAGACAGGUCGACGGAAACGUCCUGCCCACCGCCCACGUCGACGCCUCGUUCAACGCUUGCCGGCUCUUUGGCCACCUCACCGUGUCCAAGGUCCGCGGCAACUUUCACAUCACCGCCGGCCGCUCCAUCGAGCGCGGCGGCGGACAUGUCCACGACAUGCACUCAGUUCCGGCCGGCGCCCUCAACUUUACUCACCGCAUUCACCGGCUCUCCUUUGGCGAGAACUUUCCGGGCAUUGUCGCGCCGGCCGAUACGCUCGUCUACCACACCACCCACUCGCUACAGAUGUACCAAUACUUUGUCAAGGUGGUGCCCACGCUGUACAAGGCCUCGGCCGCUGACGUCGUCGACACCAACCAGUACUCGCUCACAGCCAACUCGCGUGCCAUCGAUCACUCGCGCGGGCAGCACGGCAUGCCCGGCAUCUUUUUCAACUACGAGUUUGAGCCUGUUCGUAUCACCGUCUCGGAGACCUACUCCACUUUUCUCCACUUUAUCACUCGGUGCUGCGCCAUCAUCGGCGGUGUCUACGCCGUCUCGGGCAUGCUCGUCACCGCCAUCAAUGCCCUCCUCGACUCGGUGGCGGUCAAGCUCGGCCACCGCCGUGGCAUCCUCAAGCUGUAGCCCGUAAAGUGGGCCUUUCGUGACUCACACGUUCUCUUUUGCCUCCUCGCGGGGCUUGGCCGCUCGACCGGGGACAUGCCUCGCCCUCUUGGACGCGUGCGUCUCGCCAGCCGGCAGCGGCUUGUCGAGAACCACCACUCGCUCUUCAAACGUCUCC